Rotaria sp. Silwood2 is the source of this 324-nucleotide messenger RNA. NCBI's taxonomy places the organism in Eukaryota, Metazoa, Rotifera, Eurotatoria, Philodinida, Philodinidae. The record is from the annotation of a GenBank genome assembly.
AUGCAUUUAGCCAUUUCAGCUUUAUUAGGAUAUGUUCCUGUUAAAAAUUUUAUAGGAUUUGUUGCAGCUAAAUUAACUUGGAUAAAACCAGGUUCAACGGGAGAAUAUCUUGAUAAUUUAAUGGGUGGAAAUCCAAAUUCAACCAUUGGUCAAAUUGUUGGAGGUUAUCCUGGAGUUGGUGUGUUCGAUGUUAGCCAUGGAUUUGGAGGUGGUCAUGGAUUUGGUGGUAGUCAUAGAUUCGGUGGAUUGGCACAUAGUCAUCAAUCUAGUCAUUUUUCACAUUUUUCCCAUUAUGGUAGUACAUAUGGUUAUUCGAUGCACUGA